Messenger RNA from Ipomoea nil (Japanese morning glory), 1570 nucleotides. RefSeq names its product cytochrome P450 71A1-like. The transcript is spliced from 2 exons. The record is from RefSeq and is a predicted model, not a curated record. Gene Ontology annotation, molecular function: iron ion binding; oxidoreductase activity, acting on paired donors, with incorporation or reduction of molecular oxygen; monooxygenase activity. Lineage: Eukaryota; Viridiplantae; Streptophyta; Magnoliopsida; Solanales; Convolvulaceae. Bases 38 to 1570 code for a protein of 510 amino acids.
AGACACAGCUAAAUUAAUAUUUGAUCCAUACACAUUGAUGAUGGAAACAUUUUCUUUGCUGUUUGCCUUGCCAUGGCUUCUCAUCGCCAUAGCAUUUCUCUUCAAACUAAGCACUAUCCACCAACGUCGAAAACCAAAAACUCCGCCAGGUCCACGGCCGUGGCCUAUUAUUGGCAACUUGAACCUCCUUGGCUCCACCCCCCACCAAUCUUUACACUCACUGUCCCAAAAAUAUGGAGAAUUAAUGCUCUUGAAAUUUGGGUCCAAGCCGGUUUUAGUUGCCUCAUCUCCACAAACGGCUAAACUUUUCUUGAAAACCCACGAUGCCGUUUUCGCCUCUCGUCCCCCCACUGCCGCUGCCGAGUACACCUUUAACCGGUCCGACGUGGUUUGGGCCCCUCAUGGACCGUUCUGGCGCCAUGCCCGCAAGAUUCUUCUUUGCGAGGUUUUCAGCCUGAAAAAGCUUGACUCGUUCGAGCACGUUCGUGUUGAGGAAAGGAUGGCUUUCAUUUCCGGCCUUUACAGAUGUAAGAAGCCGGUGUUGCUAAGAGACCAUUUAGUGAGGUUCACCCUGUCUACUAUUACUAGGCUUGUUACGGGUCACAAGUACUAUAGCAACAUGAAUGGCCAUUCGAUACCGUUUAAGAAAUUGCAAGAAUUUCUUGAUGAUUGGUUUUUGCUUGGUGGUGUGAUCAACCUUGGAGAUUGGGUUCCUUGGUUGAGCGGCUUUGACUUGCAGGGAUAUGUGAAAAAGAUGAAAGCUUUCAGAGAUGAGUAUGCCAAGUUCUUGAACUAUGUGAUUGAAGACCACAGGGCCAUGAUGAAAGCUGCUGGCAAGAGCUUUGUCCCAAAGGACAUUGUGGAUGUCUUUUUGCAGAUUGCUGAUGAUACAAAUGUUGAUGCCGAGGAUGCACUCACUCCCGAUCGCCUCAUGGGGUUGAUACAUGAUAUGCUGGCGGGUGGCACAGAUACAACAGCAACAACAGUGGAAUGGGCAUUCCAAGAGUUGUUUAGAAAACCAUGGAUCAUCGACAAGGCAAAGGAGGAAUUGGACAGAGUGAUUGGGAGGGAGAGAUGGGUAGAAGAGAAGGACUUUUCGCAACUGCCAUACAUCGAGGCAAUCCUCAAGGAAACACUAAGGUUGCAUCCAGUUGCCACAUUACUUUCACCCCAUUAUUCUAUGGAGGAUUGCAAUGUGGGAGGUUAUGAGGUGCCAAAAGGGACAGUGGUUUUUAUUAAUGUAUGGUCUAUUGGAAGGGAUUCUAAGUAUUGGAACAUGGCGAAUGAGUUUCUCCCUGAACGAUUUUUAGAGAGAGAUAUUGAUAUAACAGGACAGGAUUUUGGAGUGUUACCAUUCGGGUCAGGUAGAAGAAAAUGUCCGGGCUAUAAUCUUGGGCUGAAGGUUAUUCGUACAACAUUGGCGAAUUUAUUACACGGAUUUAAUUGGAAAUUAGCUGGAGAUAUGAGGCCAGAGGAUAUAUCCUUGGAAGAGAUUUAUGGCUUGACCACUCAUCCAAAAUCCCCAUUGUCAUUCAUCAUUGAACCUAAGCUUCCUGCCCAUCUUUACUAG